CGUGCCGUGCUGGCUGGAAGAGCAAGAGCCGAGUGUAGGAAAACAUCAGGGACGGGGGAUUCACCCAAAGAACCACCCAUUUUCCAUCUGUACCACCAUGGCGGACCCGGAGACACAAGCCAAGCCUGAAGAACAACCCAAGGCACCUGCUAAAGCGAAAGAAGUCCUUGCCACCAAGGUAACCGGCACUGUGAAAUGGUUCAAUGUGAAGAGUGGCUACGGCUUCAUCAACCGGCAUGACACCAAGGAGGACGUGUUUGUCCACCAGUCAGCCAUCACCAAGAACAAUCCCAGGAAGUACGUGCGUUCAGUGGGCGACGGGGAGGAGGUGGAGUUCGAUGUUGUGGUUGGCGAGAAGGGCAACGAGGCUGCCAAUGUCACUGGGCCUGGUGGAGAGGCUGUGAAGGGGUCGCCCUACGCAGCAGACCGACGCCGAGGCUACCGCCGACGCUACUAUCGUCGUGCAGCUCCUGGAGAGGAAGGGGAAGAGGUCGAGGGAGGGGGAGAAUUCACACCACAGGUGAGGGGCCGCGGCCGAGGAGGUGGAUUCCGUGGCCGUGUGCCUCGCAGGUUCUACCGUGGCCGCUUCUUUGGGCGUGGUCGUGGCCGCGGAGCUGGACGGGGCUAUGAUGCUGGCUAUGCUGACUAUGAGGGAGAGAUGAUGGAGGGAGAAGCUGUGCCCAUGAGAGGCCGUGGAAGGGGACGAGGCCGCAGCAGGGCAGAGGAGACGCACCCCACGUGGAUACUUCCGCGUUACUAUAGUGCUCCCCGACCACAGCAAGAAAUGAUGGGCGGCCCAGAGGAGGUCCCACGCCGCAGAUUCCGCCGUGGAGGCCGUGGCCGUGGCCGUGGCGGUCGCUUCAGCGGUACUAUGGAAAGCGAUCCUGAAGCAUCAGCAGAAGAGUGUAAAGAAGGAAAUGUUGAGUCUGAGGGAGAGCAACCAGAAGCUCGCACGGAAGCAGUGGGAGAGGGACAGCAGGCAGGUCAGAAGGCCAGGCCUGCAGCAGCACAGCCUCAGCAGCCAGUGGAGAACACAACUGCUGAAAGCUCUGCGUAACCCGUAACCCAACUCCCCUUAAGUCAAGCCACCAAAGUUAAGAAGUCUAGUUUUUAUGUUUGACACUGUCUUUUGGGUCCUUGUCUCAUAAUUCAGUGUCAGACUUAAAAACUGGCCUUAAAUGUAAGGUUGGGUGGGAUUGUUGCUGAGCCACGCCCCAAGCCCUAAACGCGCCUAGCAGGAGUCUCACCCACCCCCCGGGACCCAGCGGCACACAAACCACCAAGACGGAAGAAAGGGG
This is a messenger RNA of Penaeus vannamei (Pacific white shrimp), 1298 nucleotides long. NCBI's taxonomy places the organism in Eukaryota, Metazoa, Arthropoda, Malacostraca, Decapoda, Penaeidae. The record is from RefSeq and is a predicted model, not a curated record.